Anoplophora glabripennis (Asian longhorned beetle) is the source of this 3293-nucleotide messenger RNA. RefSeq names its product melanotransferrin. The record is from RefSeq and is a predicted model, not a curated record. Bases 132 to 2981 code for a protein of 949 amino acids. Gene Ontology annotation, cellular component: plasma membrane; extracellular region; early endosome. NCBI's taxonomy places the organism in Eukaryota, Metazoa, Arthropoda, Insecta, Coleoptera, Cerambycidae. The transcript is spliced from 10 exons. Gene Ontology annotation, biological process: iron ion transport.
GUUAUGGGCGUGGUGGUUUAGUGACUAAUAAUAAUAAGAGAUGGUUGUUGAUGUGGUUUAACGUUUUGUUAUUUUAAUAAUUUGUUUUAAUAUUCUCCGUUUAUUUUCCGUCUAUGAUAUAACAAGAUAAAAUGUAUUAUAAAGAUAAAUUUUAUCUUAUCUUUGUCAUGUUUGUAGUCAUUUUUAAUCUUAUAGGAAAUGUUAGAGGUCAAAAUUUUUGGAAAAUUACUCAGGUUAACGAUGACAAACAUAAAGAAACAAUGAAAACAAUUAUUUGGUGUACAAUUAGCAGAGAAGAACAACAAAAAUGCCAAAACUUUGCUAUGGCAGUUGAAAGAGAUCAAAUAAAAGUAGGUACUGGAAGAGGUAGCCUAAAAGGAAAAAUUGAAUGUAUGCAAGCCUAUAACAAAAAUGAAUGUAUGCAAUUAUUAGAUGAAGAAAAAGCUACAUUAACAACGUUAGAUGCUGGUGCCGUUUUUAAUGGAGGACGUUAUUAUAGCUUAGUACCAAUAGCUCAAGAGUUAUUAGAAGGGGGAUUUAAUUAUUACUAUGCUGUUGCUGUUAUAAAAAAGGGAACACUCGCUGAUGUUAACUCAUUAUACCAACUUAGAGAAAAGAAAGCUUGUUUUGCGGGUGUAGAAACUUUUGCCGGAUGGAUUUUACCAAUUAAUACAUUAAUGAAAGAAGGAGGAAUGGAGAUAAUCGAUUGCAAUAAUCAUGUCAAAUCUGCAACAAAUUAUUUUGGUUCUUCGUGUGCUGUAAAUUGUUUAACUGAUAAGUACAAUCCCAUUGGAGACAAUUCAGACAAAUUGUGUAAGUUAUGUAUUGGAAAAAUUCCUGGUGGUCGUUGCACAGAUUCGGACCCAUAUGCAGGGUACAAUGGAGCAUUCCGAUGUUUAUUAGAAGCUGGUGAAAUAGCAUUUUUAAAGCACAAUACUGUUCAGGAACAUAUAUCUGGGAUGGAUUUUACUGGUCUCUCAUCAGACAAUUUUGAAUUGUUGUGUAAAGAUGGGACUCGCAGACCUCUAACAGAAUAUAUGCCAUGUAAUUGGGGCAAAGUACCAUCCGAUGCUGUGGUUACCUCAUCUGCUGUGUCUUUUCAAGACCGUGAUAUUUUACAAAAAUUCUUAAAAAAAUUUGCCGAGAAGUAUCCGAAACGAUUAGGUAAUGCUACCUUUGGUGCAGUUAGUGGUAAUCAGUUAGAAAACAAAUACGACCAAUAUGGCAACAAAAUUCAACCAGAGUAUGACCAGUUUGGCAACAGAAUACAACCGGAAUAUGACCCCUUUGGAAACCGAAAUAGAUACAAGAGACAAAACUUUGGUAAUUUAGGGUCCCAAGGAAGCAGAACUACAAAUAAUGAUGAAUAUGGAAACCCUUACAGGCAGGAUAAUUCUAAUAGAGACUAUAACCCAUAUAGUAGGGAUAAUCAGUACAAUUCAAAUCAAUAUGGUGGCAGCAAUCAGGAUGACAAUCAGUAUAAUAAUCAGCGUGAGCGAUAUACUGCUGGCAGAAAUGACCCGGGAAAUCCUUUUGACCGAAACCCUCAGAUUCUUAAUCCUGACCAGUAUGGUGUCAAUGUAGAUCCUUAUGACACGGAUAUUAAAUAUCGCAAACCGACAGAUCCCUUGUAUGAAAGUAGUACAGAGAGUACAGCUGAUCAAACCAACUCCACAUUUUAUGAGGUAUUUAGUCUGUUUGAGUCGGUACCAAGAUAUGGUCGACAUGGAAAUUUAUUAUUUCAGGAUGCCGCUACAAGUUUUACUCCUAUACUAGAGCCCCAACAAUCUUAUACGAACUUUUUGGGGGAAUCUCUAAAGGCUAUUAUGGGAGUACGUGAUUGUCCUGUUAACAGAAUGACCUUGUGUGUUACGUCUGAUGCCGAGAAUAAUAAAUGUGUCAAAAUGAGGACUGCAUUGAAAGCCCAACUCAUAAAGCCAGAAAUGGAUUGUUACAAAGGACAUUCCCAGAUUCACUGCAUGGAAGCGAUACGAGCGGGUACAGCAGAUGUCACUAUAUUGGACGCAAGCGACGUAUAUACUGCAGGCUUAAACUACGAUUUAGUGCCUUUCAUUAGUGAAGUUUAUAACUUGGAUGAACCUGAAUACUAUGUUGUUGCAGUCGCUAAGGAAUCCGAUCCUACCACGGAACUUACAUAUUUGAAAAAUAAAAAUACCUGCCAUGGUGGUAUUAAUACGGCAGCUGGGUGGGUUUAUCCUUUGGCAUUUCUGAUCAGUAAUGGUUGGAUAAGACCGUACGGUUGUAACAGCAUUAGAGCAGCAGCUGAAUAUUUUACUAAGAGUUGCGUGCCGGGAGCGUUAAGUACUGAAUAUAAUACAGGAGUGCCUUAUGAUAACAUGUGUGACCUGUGCCAUGGUCCCAGUUUCAGAUAUUGUAGGCGCGAUGCUUCAGAAGAUUAUUACGGACAUACGGGUGCCUUUAGAUGUCUUGUUGAAGGAGGUGGGCAUGUGGCUUUUGUUAAGCACACUACAGUUACAGAAAACACUGGUGGUAAAAAGAAAGAGUGGUGGACGAGAGACAACUUAAACGACGAUUAUGAGCUUUUAUGCCCAGAUGGUACAAGAGCCGAGAUACACGAUUAUAAAAAAUGCAACUUAGGAAAAGUAAAAGCUAACGCGAUUGUUACGAGGGGCGGUUAUGGAUAUAACGAAACACAUAUCAAUGCGUUUAUUAAUCUAUUUAUGUAUGCUCAGACGUUUUAUGGUAGAAAAAUUUCUGAUGAAUUCAGCUUCAGCAUGUUUUAUUCCAAACCUCCAUAUUCCGAUUUAAUUUUCCAAGAUGCUACCACACGGCUGAAAAUUAUAGAUCCUGAUAAAAGGUCUUACGACAGAUAUCUGGGUGGUGACUUUUUGAGGGCUCGCAGGAUAGUUGACUGCCAUGCCGGAGCAACCAGUACAGGUGCCUCAAUUAUAAUUUUGACACUUUCUGCCUUAUUUUCCAUUGUUAUACUUAGAAGUUAGCAACAGAUGACACUAAUAGCUUUAGUGUGUAAGAUAUAUUUUUUAUGAAUCUUUACAAAUUAUUUUAAUUAUUGUUUUGUAUAUUUACAACAUUUUUUGAUAUUAUAUUGUUUCUGUCCAAUUUUAUACAACUUUGUGUUUUAUAUUUUGAAUUGUUUAUCAAAGAAUUUUUACGAAUAAAUUCUUUUUAUAGUAAUCUGAAAAACUCAAUAGGAGCCUUAUAAAAGAGUUUACUUUCCGUCCAUGUUGUAUGUAUAAAUUUUUCUAUUUUUAUAUUAAUUCAUCUGUAUGUGUAAGUAUUAUUAAAAAUGA